Molecule: messenger RNA, 1453 nt
Organism: Vitrella brassicaformis
Lineage: Eukaryota; Vitrellaceae
Source: the annotation of a GenBank genome assembly
CCUGGACCAGCAGGGAGAGGUAGGCAAGGAAUCCUGCUACAGACAGAUUUGGUUCUCGUACUUUUUCGCCUUCCUUUCCCUAUUGGUCCAUAGCAAAAUAGGAUGGAACACAUAUACUUUACGUCGUCUGUAUAUGUGUGUCCGCAGCAUGGCUACUAUGCCAUCCACGGCGCAGCUCAGGGGGGGUCAUGUUGAUGCGGUCAAUUUGUUGGUUCAGUUGGGUGGCCGGGGAGAACUCGACAAACGAAAUGAAGUGGGGAGGCCAAAUGCAUGAGCCAAAUAUGCUUCACAAUGUGUCCUAUGAUGGUUGCAGCUCGGCGACACACCCUUCACGUGCCUUUCCCUAUUGAGCUGUAGGCAGAGACCAACACGAUCCGUGUGUUUGCAUGCAUAUUUCUCGUUAUACGGGGAGUGUUUGCAGGGGGGGGAAUGGGACGGCAAAGGGGUACCAAGCCAUCGACGUAAGGGAGAGGGAUCGUAAGAGGGCGCAUGCAUGCAUUCAUGGGAAAAAUCGGGUGUCUGGUGUGAUUGAUGUGCGGCCAGAUGUAUCGGAGUUUCGCCCACUACCUGUCGGUGCAGGGCUACGAGUUCGUCGAACGGGCCGGCCAGGGCGGGUAAGUCAGUCAGCAAGCCGCCAUGACGUGACGAACAGACAGACCCCAUAGGCAGGCACACUGCAGUGACUGACCAUUGUGUGUGUGUGUUGGUCAGCAAUGGGUACGUGUACAAGUCAAGGACCGGCUGUUCGGCACCAUCUGGACUGUCAAGACCGUCCCACGCAGCGACUCCCGGUCACUGAGCCAUCCAUCCAUCCAUCCAUCUCUGUGUGUCUGUGUCUGUGUGUAUGUCAGUCAGGACACCUCGAUGGUCACCGAGAGUGAAUUCGUCGCCAAGUACGCCCGAGUGGUGCGGCUGCCCCCCUGUCGCCAUCUCUGCACCACCAUGGAAAUGGUCCAAAACCACGACUCGUUCUACUCUGCACCACCAUGGAGUGGGCACGGGAGUUCUGUAUGUCUCGUCGCCUGUUCUUCUAUGCAGAGCUGUUGACGCGGCCCCUUUCGAUACCAACCUCCACGUGGACGAGGUAGAGGAGGAUUUGCACAAAAUGUGGGUGGGUGUGUCUCGUACCACGGUGGGCUGCGAGGUUGGGCAAUGACAAGGAGCGGGCAUCACGUGGAUUGUGCCCUCACUGGAUGAGCAAGAGGUGCUUUUCGGUACGUCACUGAAGUACACGUGCCCCUCCUACUUUCUGACGGGUGAGAGGGGAGGGAGGGCUGGGGCACAGUCAUGCUUCUGAUGCACAACCUAAUGGAUGUGUCUGUGUCUCCAGGCAGCGGGUCGCCGGAUUGAUUCCAAUGCUUCCAGCGCGGGGGAGCUGUGUCGAUCAGUUCUGAGAGAAGAGACGAGGUGCCAGAAGCUUCAUAUCGUUGCUUACAUUUUAUAUUCGUCAUGG